Girardinichthys multiradiatus is the source of this 3532-nucleotide messenger RNA. RefSeq names its product potassium channel, subfamily K, member 5a (gene kcnk5a). Gene Ontology annotation, molecular function: potassium ion leak channel activity. Gene Ontology annotation, cellular component: membrane. Lineage: Eukaryota; Metazoa; Chordata; Actinopteri; Cyprinodontiformes; Goodeidae. The record is from RefSeq and is a predicted model, not a curated record. Gene Ontology annotation, biological process: potassium ion transmembrane transport; stabilization of membrane potential. The transcript is spliced from 5 exons. Bases 145 to 1725 code for a protein of 526 amino acids.
CCCAGCUCUUUCACAACAAAGGAGAAACAUCCGUGAGCUUCAACUUUACAGAGUUUCUGAGAAUGAUUUUCGCUUAACGUCGACUUUUUACUUGUUAUCUACCCCUCCUCCUUUAGUGUUUGCCCCGCUCUUCUGCACAGAAGUAUGGUAGAUAAAGGCCCCUUGCUGACUUCUGUCAUCAUCUUCUACCUCUCCAUUGGGGCUGCGAUAUUUCAGGUCCUGGAGGAGCCCAACUGGAAGCAGGCUGUGAAGCAGUACAGGGAGCAGAAGCAGAAAAUACUUGAGGACUACCCCUGCCUGUCCAAAGGUGAUCUGGAAAGAAUAUUAGAGGUGGUGUCAGAUGCUGCAGGCCAAGGGGUGACCAUAACUGGCAGUAGGACAUUUAACAACUGGAACUGGCCAAAUGCUGUCAUCUUUGCCGCUACAGUUAUUACCACCAUUGGAUAUGGAAACAUCGCCCCUAAAACCUCAACUGGCCGAGUGUUUUGCAUCUUCUACGGGCUCUUUGGAGUGCCCUUAUGUCUUACCUGGAUCAGUGAGCUGGGCAAGUUCUUUGGCGGCAGAGCUAAGCACCUGGGACAGUUUCUAACCAAAAAGGGGUUUUCAUUGAGAAAAGCCCAGUUUACCUGCACAGCAAUAUUUCUCCUCUGGGGCGUGCUGGUCCAUUUAGUCCUUCCACCCUUUGUGUUUAUGUCUCAGGAGGGCUGGACAUACAUUGAGGGGUUGUACUUCUCAUUUGUCACCUUGACCACAAUCGGUUUUGGGGACUUGGUUGCAGGUGUGGAGCCAAAUAUAGAGUAUCCAACUCUGUACCGUUACUUUGUGGAAGUAUGGAUUUAUCUGGGGCUGGCCUGGCUUUCUUUGUUCUUCAACUGGAAAGUGCGGAUGUUGAUCGAAGCCCACAAGGCUUUGAAGAAACGUCGCAAGCUGCGCAAGCUAUCUCUGGAAGAGAUGCGCCACUACAAAGAGUCUCAUAAGGCUUCUCUUCGCUUGCCGCCCACUCCCAACGAUGUUAAUAUCUUCAGUUUCUUAUCCAAGAAGAAGGAGGGCUACAACGAUUUGAUAAAGCAGAUUGGCAGCAAAAAUGAAGGUAGGACCAAUCACAGCACUGGUGACUCCAACAAGAAAGGCAAAGACAUAAAUCGCUCCAAGAGUUGCAGUGAUGCUCCCCUGUUCAAUGAUCACACCAUCCUCAGGCUGGACCGUUCGCCACGCCAAAAGAGACGCUACAGUUUCAGUGACCGUGUCACCGUCGUCUUUUCAAAGUCCAAGAACUACCUCCUGGGCUCUGAUAAUGGUUUAUUGCUAACAGAAGACCAGGUGGAGGGUGACCCAGAAAUAAACCAAAACCAAAUGUAUGAAAACCAACUCGACAAGGACAUCGGCGAAGAACAUCGAGCCAACGGAGACUGUGGGGCAGAAGGUCGGAGGACGUGGGACUCUAAAGAGUACCAUUCUCUGUCCUUCCAGAAUGCAAAUAUAACUUUCAUCGAUGAAGAAAACUUUCUGGGCAAUAACUUGGAGGAGGAAGAGGAUGCAGAGGAUGAUGAUUCUAAAGCAAAAAUCUCUAUCACAACAUGUGACGAAAACAUGGAAGCAAACUCCAAGGAGGAUCAGAGUUCUGAAUGUGACGGGUCCAUUUUUACAAGUGACGGUUCAGAGCACUGCCACUCCUAUGAGAAGCUGGUGGAGGAAUACACAAAGGAAGACAACACAGAAUCUUGAGCUGUGGAAGCUGACUAACAUAGACUUGAGGAAUCCUUUUAGCCCUCUAGGGUUGACUGUAAGUAUUUGUAUUACAAUCUGAAGCAUUCGAGUGGAUAUCAAACAUCUCGUCACACUUUGAAGCACCGUAGAGCUGAGAUCAACUUUCAAACGGACGAUCAAACUCGACACAAACAACGGACAACAGAGGUGUAACCUCAUGAGGAGUCAACAUCUCCUCUAUGUAUGACUUUCUUUUUCACAAGUUUCUUCUGACCUAUUCAAACAAGCAGCAGUUGUUCCUGAGUGAUUUUAUUCGUGCUCAUAGACUGAGGUUGUAUGUGGGAUAAUUGGUGUGAUUUUCCCAUAGUUUGAACUAUUUCUAUUCACCAUAUUGGUGCUUUUUAAUGAUAUUUAUUGAAAUGAAGGACAUUGUAGCAUUUGUUCAGUUGCUAUGUGGGUUUAUUCGUCUGCCAUUGCACAAUUUCAGUCAGAUCAGCGUGUAUCAAAGUCCACUCCAGGGCAGACUUGCUUUUACAACCUGAGCCAAACCUGUCUUACAAUGAAUUGAUGAAAGACAUAUUUUACUGUUUUUUGUUUUUUUUUGGUAUUUCAAUUAUAAAGGUAAGCUCUUGAUAUCUUGUCAGAAUUUGGUCUUCUAUUAUCAGCAACCAAACUGUGAUGUCUUCCAUCUGAGCCCUUACAUCAACUGAGAGCAAAAAAGAUUAUAAUUAUUAUGAACAGCAAGAAAAUGCAAGCUAUGUUGAGCCACUUUGAUCAGUCUCUUUAACUGUUUCUAUUUUGCUGCUGUCUGCAUCCCAACUGGCAGCUCUGCAUUUUCAGCGCAUGUCAUUUUCAUGUCAAAGCUUUCACAGCAACAACAUUCUUUUGUUCUGUCUCUGCACAGUCUUUGAAUUGAUUGUAUUUGCCAACAGCCCGCCAGUAGCCAAAAGCCAGCCCUGUCUGGGACAUGGCCUCGCCGCUCGUGUUUGCCUUUGGGGGGCUUGCCCCAUCACGAACGAAUGAAGCGCCGCUCCUGACAGGCAGCGAAGGUUAACUUGUGGCAAAUCAAUAAUCUCUUGACGUAUGUCGUUCAUAUCGGUGCUCAACACUGGUUUCAUGCGAGCACGAAACCAAGAUCUUCGAAACCUCCAGUUUUCAGUCUCGCUUUUAGAAAGUGCCUUUUGCACACAGUGUUUUGCACAAAGAUUAUAAAUGGUGUUACUUGGAACAGUAAAUGGGAGCAAAUAUCUCAUUGGGAGUUCUUUGGAAGUUGUCUUAUACGUUCACGCCAAAUUUGCUGAAACAAAAUGCUUGUAAUAAGUGGCCUUAUUUCAGGGUUGAUUUUUAUUUUUCAUGUGAACACAUCAAAUGCACCGUCUGACUAAUAUUACUGCCUUAUUGUUAUGUGAAUAGCCUUUCAAUCCACUGUGAAGCAGAGGAUGCACAAUUCAGAACAACUAUUGAAUGUAUUCUGCAGCAACUCACUGUAAAUGUAUUUUUUCCACACAUGGUGGCAUUUUAUUUUUUUCCUCUGGUAAAUUUCAUCACAGGUCCACAUCUGGUUUUAUUUUUUGUCUUUGCAUGUGAGCAGUCUCUUUUCACUGGUUCUUCAGGAUGCCUAUGCAUAAUUUGUUAUACAACCAAGGUACUGCUUUGGACCACAUUUCAAAGAAUAUAUCUAAGAUCCGAUAUUGUUCUCUACGUUGUGUGAAACUCCACUAUAGUUGUCUGUGUAUUUUUAUGGUUAAGUUAUUUGUAUUUGUAAGUUUGUACAUAAUUUUCAACAAAACUGUAUAUUUCUUGUAAAAUAAACAUUUAACAAGUA